CUCCAGCGUUGAUCAGAAAACAGAUGUCACAAAUAUGGGCUCAUUCAGAAAUUAUCAGUUGCUACUCAAAUCGAAUUGCGGCAACUGUUUUGGAUAAUCGAAGUAAAAAACUGAAGGUUUAAACUUAAGACUAAAUUAUGUCUAUAGAAAAAGAUGGCAUACCUCAAGACCUACUUGACCCAUCUGAAGAAGCUGAAAUUCACUAUUACGACGCCGAAGGAUCGUUAGAUUCCUCUACUGCAAAGAAGCGCAAGAAAAAGAAGACUAAAAGGCAUAGAAAGGACGCGAUAUUGGAACUAGUAAACGAGGUGGAAAACAUUAGAACAUUCACAGUUGGUCCUGGAAAAUCAAUCGUAGGUGAACUGCCUGAUAUCAAUAUAAAAAACAACGAUACAAGGAAGAAAACGGAUACAAAAUUGGAACAAGCCAGUGGUUUAGAAAGUAUCGGUAUUGAAGCUCCUGGAAUACCUACCGUUAGAACUGGAUUGCCAGAUUUGACUCAAGAAAACAACGAUAUCUCGAAACGUAUAGCAGAAUCACACCCAAUUGUCAAAAACGAAAGAGAACAGCAAACAAAGACAAAAUACAUUGAAACAGAUGGUGGACAGUCUCUCGAUGUCGAGAGAGGGGAUGGGAAAGACAGAAAUCAAGACAAAGGUGAAAAAAAACCCACAGUUGUCAACAGUGGGCCGAAAUUUCUAAAGCUGUUUUUUAUGAGGCUUUUAAUGAUAAUGCAUUGCGUUCUUGCUUGUUGGAGAGUUGUUGUGGCGAAAAACGACGCCCGGUUUUGGUUUUUGUGUAGUUUAAACGUACUUUUUAUGAUAGAGGGUUGUCUGUCGUACAAAAAGGAGCAACGAUUGAGGGCGUACAGGUGGCGUCCAUGUAUUGCAAUUUAUUUGUUGACCAUGCUGCCUUGCAUUUGGCUGCUACAAAUUCACCGAUAUGAUGUUGCAAUAGCGACAACGGAUGAAAUAACUACCAUACAACCUACAAGUACCGUCUCCACAACAGCAAAGUAUAAUACCACGACAACAUCAAAACCAGGAGUGUUGGAUUCAAUAGCCAACACGAUUCUGUCUGUUGAAGAUUCAACAUGGAUCGUUGUGAUUCAAGAGCUCAUGAUCUACGUCCUUCUGUGUGUGGUUUGGCUUCUUGAUAACGUGCCGCACGAUUUGCUCUCACAGCAGUUAAUUGCAUUUCUGGCAUCAGCGUCCGACAUUAUGGAGCUGUAUGCACUUUUCGACGAAUCUGCCGUACAGAAGGACUUUACUGUCACCUGUGUUGUGCUUGGUGUUUGGACGGUCAGCUUUAUCCAGUUUGUUCCCGUCUUACACCAACGAUCUUCCACUAACAAAGUUCAAGAUUCGUCUAUGAUGACUGACAUAAGGGAUUCAUACGAGCAUGGUCCUUGGGAAAUUGCGGAAUGUAUUGUAGCCAUUAUUUUCCAAGACGGUCCAUUCUUGAGCGUGCGGCUAUUUGUAGUCAUCGAUCUUCAGUUAGUUACGUACAGUUUAGUGUUUUUCUUGAUAAAGAACCUCCUGUCUCUAGUUCUGCUUGUUUAUAGACUGAUCGGACUUUGCAGUUAGGAAAAAUAAACAAAAUGCACAACAAAAUGUUUCCAUAGUUUACGUCGUUAUACAUGUACGUUGUUUGAAAGAAAUUUAGAACAAUACAAUGAGUCAAAUUAUGAGUUUAUGAUUCAUCAUAUUUGCGAAUUUCUUAUUUGAUAUCUGAUGUAUUCAUAUACUGAAAAUACAUUUUUGUCGAUAUGAAGGAAGUGAUAUAUGAAGAAGAAAGCGUAUGUUUGUGAAGGCGUCAGAAAGUCAAAUCAACAGUUUCACUCUUUCAUGCAUGUAAAACAUGAAAGAAUUAAGGUUAAUAAUCAAAACAAUUUAGGGGCUUAUAUCAAUUACAGAAAAACACAUAUGUUAAAGGGACUCGGCACCAGAUGGUCCCAAACUCGGCAAAUACAGUAUUUCCUUAAAACAAGACUAAAAUUGUCAACUGUGUGAGACCGGUAAUACAUCAUUUUACAUGAUUAAAGGAAUAUAUUGUCGCUGUCGCAGCUGAAUUUACCGUUCAAAAGGCGCAUAAUGGUUUCCAGUUUAGUGUGUGUAUACUUAGCAUUUGAAAGUCACGUGAUUGGAACAGAUACAUGUUAUACUCCCGAAAAAGAUAGUUUCUCAAAACUAUAUAAAGAUGAAAUGUUGAAAAGUUUUAGUUGUUUGCCUUCCUCUCGGCUUUAGGCCCGCCUUUAACGAAAAUUAAAAUUAAAAAGCGCUGAAGCAGUUUUCCCUUGCCUCAAUCCUAUAUUGGAGAGGAAGAGUACUUUAAAGAAGUAGACGAAAACUCCAUUAUUUGACCUUAUUUUUGACAUUUUUAAACAUUCUGUUGGAACUUUGAAACAGUUAUUUUCACCACAAUUCAUCUCUUCAUACUUUGUCAAAAGCUUUUUAAGGUCUAUAAAUGCAGUGUUACAAGUAUAUCAAAUAAUUAUGUUCAUUUACAAUUAUAUCCAUGCAUCUGACUUUGCUAUUGAUUCAAGUCCAAAUUCCUUCCUCGGUAAUUGGGGAAAUUACAUAUUCGUUAUUACUAUUAUCAUUACCAUCUUCAAUAGUUUUAGCAUUUAUUUCAGCAUCAUGGUUUACAUUGUCGUGAAUGGUUUGACGGUCCCUUAUUAUUUAUACUUUUCCAAAAUAAAAUAAAACCUUUUGAAUUCUAAACUCUGUCAUUUUAUAACUUGCUAUGAAUUGAUUUGUAUAUAAUUGGAUUUUUUUCCCUUUUUUAAAGUAUUAUUUCAUAAGCUAUGGUAUAUAAUAUAUACGACCAAACCAUACGAAGAAUUUACUGUUUAUGUUCAGGUAUUAUGGUAUGCAAACGUUGAUACAGACGUUUCAAUAAAUUUGGUCUAAUAUUGUGGUUGCUUUUUGUAUAUGUUUGCAAUUUUCUAGAAUACAUUA
Mya arenaria is the source of this 2960-nucleotide messenger RNA. Its product is annotated as transmembrane protein 26-like. The record is from RefSeq and is a predicted model, not a curated record. The coding region runs from base 138 to 1586 and encodes 482 amino acids. Lineage: Eukaryota; Metazoa; Mollusca; Bivalvia; Myida; Myidae. The transcript is spliced from 3 exons.